Daldinia childiae is the source of this 657-nucleotide messenger RNA. RefSeq names its product 54S ribosomal protein L16, mitochondrial. Gene Ontology annotation, cellular component: mitochondrial large ribosomal subunit; ribosome. Bases 1 to 657 code for a protein of 218 amino acids. The record is from RefSeq and is a predicted model, not a curated record. Gene Ontology annotation, biological process: mitochondrial translation. The transcript is spliced from 3 exons. Lineage: Eukaryota; Fungi; Ascomycota; Sordariomycetes; Xylariales; Hypoxylaceae. Gene Ontology annotation, molecular function: rRNA binding; structural constituent of ribosome.
AUGCGCCCAUUAAUCAGACCCAGCACCUCGAUUGUGCCCCAAAAUGUCCGCCUGUUUUCGGCAACAGCGUCAGUGGGCGGCAACUGGCUAGAGCCCAAUAUAAAUCGCAAGACGAAGAUGAUGAAGGGACGAGCUAGGGUCGCAACCGGUGGCUCUGUCAAGGGAACAACGGUGAUGUGGGGAGACUACGGACUACGAAUGAUUGAUCAUCAUCGAAGGAUCAGCGCUCAAAAUCUCAAGAUUGCGGAGGAUACUAUCAAGCAGCGACUACGUGGUCAGAAGUACCGACUAUAUAAGAGAGUGUGCUGCAACAUUGGCGUGUUCGUUAGCGGCAACGAGAUACGUAUGGGUAAAGGAAAGGGUUCAUUUGAUCACUGGGCGGCAAGAGUGGCAGUGAAUCAGAUCGUCUUAGAAUUAAGAGGUAUGGUUCACGAGCAAGUUGUGCGCGACGCCUUUCGGUUAGCCGGUAACAAGCUACCUGGGCAAUGGGAAUUUGUGAAGAAGGGUGAACCGCCAGUGGUUGGUAUUACCAAGCUGGACGGAAUUACAUUGGAGGAUUUAAAGAGACCAAGACGAAAGGUCCCAGCCAAAUCGAUAGAACCCGCACCACCUACGCCAGGCUCAGAAGGACCACGGACACCCCUAGAUCUCCCCUAA